AUGUCUGAACAUAAAAUUCCCCCAUUUAACGGCCCCGAAUUCCAGAUACGCCUAUUGCGGCUGUCUCCGAAAAACGCUGUAUCGUUUAAUGCAACGCUGACGGGAAAACGAACCAGACUUCUGCUGCAGGGAAGCCUCGAAGUAUUUGACUUCGACUCGGCACCGCCAUUCAUUGGACUUUCGUAUGUAUGGGGUUCACAGGAAAACAAGCAGCCGUUCUUACUUAACGGAGAUGAAACCCAUAUAACCAAGAAUCUUGCAAUCGCCCUGGAACAUCUACGAGAUGUGCACCAGGAGAUCACGUUGUGGGUGGAUGCGCUCUGCAUCGAUCAGAGAAACGACCAGGAGAAGAGCGACCAGGUCUCACGUAUGCGUGAUAUCUACAAGCGAGCCGAAUCGGUGAGAGUCUGGCUCGGUCCGUCGUCGUAUGGAGUCGAUCUUGUCAUGGACAGGUUUGAAAAGCUCGGCCGUGGGAUACUCAACAUGGGCAUGCAGGAAGCCGUGUUCUCUUCCCCUCUGUGGGAUUUUAACACAUUAAAGCAGGUCCUGGCGGAUAAACCUCAAGAUUCGAUACUUCCUCUCUUGGACAUUUUUUGGAAGUUACAGGGCGCCUUCACAGACUUGACGUUAAGAGAGUGGUGGUCUCGCAUCUGGACGCUGCAAGAGUUUGUCGUGGCUAAAGAUGUAGUGUUCCAAUGUGGAAAGAAGCUACAGAACCUCGAUGUAUUCGAAAUAGCCGUUGUUUCAGUUAUGAAGUUUUUCUUUUUUAUGAAGCUGAGUGUUUUUCAGACCUGGCGUGAAAAGAGGAUGCAGCCAGACAAUUAUUCCUACGAGCGAGGCCGUGGCUUGAUGCGGGUCCAAAUAACCGAAAGGUUUACCAUUAGACGUGGUUAUGUCGAUACCCAGGACCAUUCCAGACACAGCAUGGGAUAUCUUCUCGAGACACUUUACGUGACAUGGAUCAAUGGCGGAGAGCUCAAGGCAACCGAUCCAAGGGACAAAAUCUACGCGCUGUUGGGCUUGGCCUGGGAUUCCGACUCACUGGGAAUUAUCCCAGACUACAAAAAAUCUAUACAAGAUAUUUACACUGAAGUGGUGGGGAAGGUCAUAGCCAAACACGACCUAUCUCUUUUACUUAAUUGCAAGUACAACCCCAGUUCAGGCCUUCCGUCUUGGGUACCUGAUUUUCGUCAGGGGCUAGCGAUGAGCGCUCGAUUGACCCUGGACGAUGAGUUUUGCGCAGGAAGUGCUGGAAUCGUGGCAAACGGUGCUCAGCCUUUAGAUGGCAGUCCAAAUAUUCUGGGUGUCAAAGGUUCACGUAUUGGGCGGGUCUUAGAUACCGGAACUUCCCUAAUGAUAUCGGAGCAAGAUUCACUCGACUUCAGCGGAAUACGUCGCUUCAUUUCAGAAAUUGAGGGCUUCCUUCUACAAUCCGCUUCCAUGGAUAUCUGCCCUUAUGGAGCUACAAACGGUGAUUACGAAGGUCAUGGUCCAACAUGGCUACAAGAGGCUCGUUACCGUAUCCCCGUCGCCGAUGCCCAGACCAAUGCGGAUUUCCAUAGUGUAGGCCGCGCGACGGCGUCGAGCAAGGCCAAAUUUGACAGUUUGAUGGAAUUUUACCGGCUGUAUGAUGAGAUGGCGGGACAAGGCCAAAGUCUGUCACCAGCUCUAAAGGCAUCCAUAAUGAAGGUGUGGGAGCUGGGAUUCAACAAGUGGGGACACUACUUCGGCAUCGUUCAAGAUAACCAUGGUCGCAAACCUUUUAUCACAACAAACGGGUAUGUGGGAGUCGGCCCUGAGGAGAUGGAGGUUGGCGAUGAUAUUUUUAUCUUUCUAGGAGCAACAGUACCAUACGUACUGAGAGCCGCGCAAGGGAGCAGCAGGUCGAUCCUGAUUGGCAAUGCGUAUGCCCAUGGAGUUAUGGACGGUGAAUUUAUGGGGAAACGUCCAUUAAUAGACUUGCACCUUGAAUAA
Molecule: messenger RNA, 1974 nt
Organism: Clonostachys rhizophaga
Lineage: Eukaryota; Fungi; Ascomycota; Sordariomycetes; Hypocreales; Bionectriaceae
Source: the annotation of a GenBank genome assembly